Messenger RNA from Meloidogyne enterolobii, 960 nucleotides. The record is from the annotation of a GenBank genome assembly. Lineage: Eukaryota; Metazoa; Nematoda; Chromadorea; Rhabditida; Meloidogynidae.
AUGUAUCACAAUCCUCGUCUAUUAAGUGUUGUUUUUUUCCAUGCCAUUUUUUCUGCUUUUGGAGAUAUUCAAGCUAGUGUAAUUAAUUAUAUGGCAGUUCCUUUAAGAUCAUUUUUUGGGCGUUCAUUGCAGCAACGUUUUGGGAUUGGGCCCAAUAGUGAAAUAUUUGAAUUUAUAUAUUCAAUAAUUGCUUCCAGUUUCUUUGGGGGUGUUUUUAUUGCCGGGGCAAUAAUGGCAAUUUGUAUGGAAAGAUUGGGAAGAAAAGGCACAUCUGUUUACCUUCGCUCUUUCAUUGGAAUUCUUUCAUCUUUAGCUAUGUUAUCCGCUAAAUGGCUUGAUAAACCCGAACUUUUUUUAAUCGGCCAUUUUCUUGCUGGAAUGGUCCAAACAUUAAAAAAUGUUCUUUUUAUUUACAUGGCUGAAUGUGCCCCAACAGAAUGUAGGGGAUGGGCAGUUACAAUUAUUGGUUCUGGUGGAGGAUUAAUUUUAUUGUUACUUUCACCACUUUGUAUGCCUGAUAUUUGGGGAAAUGAAAGAGAUUGGUGGUUAAUACCAGCAAUUUGUUUAUUAUUUGCAAUGUGCCAUAUAUUUUUAGCUGGAAUUUAUUUUCCCGAAUCACCAAAACAUUUAUUUAUUGGCGGAGAAAAUAAAUUAGAAGCAAAAAUUUCUAUUCAUUUUUAUCAUGGAAAAAAUGCUGAUAUUGCACAAAUUUUUGAUGAAUUUAAUUCUGAACAAUUAGUUGUGCAUAGAAAAAAUGUUUCUUUAAGUGAUUUUUGGAUUAGUCGACGUUUAAGAUGGGCUACAGCAAUAACAUUAUUAGUUGCUUUUGUUCCCGCUUUUUCUUUUGCUAAUCUUAAAGGGCAAUAUUUGGAAUCUAUGUUAAUAAAUUUUGGAUUGAAUCAGUCGGCAGCAAUGGCCUCUACAAUUGUAAAAAGUUUCUCUAUUAAGAUAAAUAUUUAA